UGGAGUGGAGUGCGGCGGAGUCAGCCAGUUUUGAGGGGGUGGAAACCAAACGCCUUGUUGAUCCCGGUGACUUCCCUCAUCGACCGAAUCACUCCGACUAAAGUCAGUCAUCCAUUCCUUCCUGAAGUCCGCCCUUUUGACCCUGAAAUCCCUCAUCAUGUCCAAAGGCACGGUGGUUCUGGCCUACAGUGGCGGACUGGACACGUCCUGUAUCCUGGUGUGGCUCAAGGAGCAGGGCUACGAUGUCAUAGCGUACUUGGCCAAUAUUGGACAAGAUGAAGAUUUUGAAGCUGCCCGGAAGAAAGCGGAAAGCCUCGGCGCGAAGAAGGUUUUCAUUGAGGACCUGCGCAGAGACUUUGUGGAGGACUUCAUCUGGCCGUCGCUUCAGGCCAACGCGGUCUACGAGGACCGAUACCUUCUGGGCACGGCCAUAGCGAGGCCCUGCAUCGCCCGUGGUCAGGUCGAGAUUGCACGCAAGGAGGGGGCUCAGUUUGUGUCCCACGGAGCCACUGGGAAGGGAAAUGACCAGAUACGCUUCGAGCUCUGCUGUUACGCUCUGUACCCAGAGGUCAAGAUCAUCGCCCCUUGGAGGAUCCCUGAAUUUUACAAUCGCUUCAAGGGGAGAACGGACCUGAUGGAAUAUGCACAGAAACAUGGUAUCCCAGUGCCAGUCACUCCUCGGGCCCCCUGGAGCAUGGAUGCCAAUCUCAUGCAUAUCAGUUAUGAAUCAGGCAUCUUGGAGAAUCCCAAGAGUCACGCUCCAGCUGACCUCUACCUGAUGACCAAAAACCCAGAGGAUUCUCCAAAUGCCCCGGAUGUGCUGGAGAUAGAGUUCAGAAACGGAGUUCCUGUCAGGGUGGUGCAUGUGAAGGAAGGGAAGUCCAAAGACACGCCGCUGGAUAUCUUCUCAUACCUCAACGAGAUAGGAGGAAAGCACGGGGUGGGCCGCAUCGACAUCGUAGAGAACCGUUUCAUCGGCAUGAAGUCACGAGGGAUAUACGAAACUCCUGGAGGCACCGUCCUGCUGAAGGCCCAUCUCGACAUCGAGACGUUUACCAUGGACAAAGAGGUCCGACGGAUCAAGCAGGGACUCGGCAUCAAGUUCUCCGAACUCGUAUACAACGGCUUCUGGUACAGCCCUGAAUGUGACUUCGUGCGACACUGCGUAGCCAAGUCCCAGGAGAACGUCGAGGGCAAGGUCCAACUGUCUGUCUUCAAGGGCCAGGUUUACAUCCUGGGACGAGAGUCGCCCAAGUCGCUGUACAACGAGGAGCUGGUCAGCAUGGAUGUUCAGGGAGACUACGACCCAUGUGACGCCACUGGAUUCAUCAGGAUUAAUGCUGUCAGGUUAAGAGAGCAUCAUCGUUUGCAGGGUUUCUCUGGCACCAAACAGUGAUUGUUGCAGCGAACCAUCUUCCUUUCUUCUCCCACGCUGCCACCGGGUCUUUAACUCUGAUAGGUUUAGGCUGUGUUCCACUGUUGUCGCCAUUUGCCUUAUUGUCUUGUGCAGUUUUAUCAGGGCGUACGUACAACAGCCUCUUGCCGUCAAAACUGUUUCUCAGGUGGUGCAGAGUUAAGGGAAACCUGUGUGAAUUAGAUUAGGCCAUGCAUGCUAAACGUGAACGUCUAAUAAAAUGCUUCUUGGUGUUAUAGUUACUGAA
Messenger RNA from Fundulus heteroclitus (mummichog), 1661 nucleotides. It is a transcript of the gene ass1, whose product is annotated as argininosuccinate synthase 1. NCBI's taxonomy places the organism in Eukaryota, Metazoa, Chordata, Actinopteri, Cyprinodontiformes, Fundulidae. Gene Ontology annotation, cellular component: cytoplasm. The record is from RefSeq and is a predicted model, not a curated record. Bases 158 to 1396 code for a protein of 412 amino acids. Gene Ontology annotation, molecular function: ATP binding; argininosuccinate synthase activity. Gene Ontology annotation, biological process: L-arginine biosynthetic process; urea cycle. The transcript is spliced from 15 exons.